AGGGCUGUCCAUACUCGGGAUCGGGUCGGGUCAUACGUUAACCCGAGUUUAAGAAGUCCAUCGUCAUUCACCCCAAUUCUCAGAAGACAAAAAACCCUAGAUGCUGCCCGGGGUUUCUCAAUUCACCUUUCACGGUUGAGAAGAGCUCCAAGAAGAAGAAAGGCAAUGGCGAACGAACGGCAGAGAAAAGCUAGAAAGCGGUUCAAGGAAGCUCACCCGGAGCUUUUCCCCGAUCCAGAACCGGCUGCACCCGAAGACCUGGAUAAGAAGAAGAAGAAGAAUAAGAAGAAACGGAACAAUUUAAAGCGCAAAAGACCCGAUUCCGAAGACGCCUCGAACCUGAAGAGGCGUAAACGACAUCCCCUUAGAGUCCCCGGAAUGAAACCCGGUGAAAGCUGCUUCAUUUGUAAAGCCAUAGACCACAUCGCUAAAAAUUGCCCAGAAAAAGCUUCAUGGGAGAAGAACAAGAUAUGCUUGUUGUGUAGGAAACGUGGUCACAGUCUCAAGAACUGCCCAAACAAAACGGAUGACACUAUGGACAAGAAAUUGUGUUACAAUUGUGGAGAAACUGGGCAUUCUUUGGAGAAAUGCCCCAUACCUUUGCAGGAAGGGGGGACAAAGUUUGCCAGUUGCUUUAUAUGCAAAGAACGCGGGCACUUAAGUAAGAACUGCCCUAAAAAUACCCACGGGAUCUAUUUGAAGGGUGGUAGCUGCAACAUUUGUGGUGGCAUUACACAUUUGGCCAAACAUUGUCCCAACAAAAUUAGCACAAAUGCAACUCAUGGAUCCAAUAAAAGAUUUAAAAUUGAAGACCUACCAACAGGGCAAGUCACCAAAAUCACAGGCGGCGAUGAUCUGGAAGACGACUUCAUGAUAGAGGAGCAAUCAAAGGAAGAGGACAGUGCUAAAGUGAAGAAGAAACGACAGGGACCCAAAGUUGUCAACUUUGUAGGCUGAAAUGAUAUAAAUCUCUGGGAAACGAAAGAAAUAUGAACCUUACGUUGCGAAUUUUGAAAUAUUGGGGGCGAGUUGAAUUGUCCUGAUAAUGAGCACAACUGCAAUUCUUGAUUCGGGAUCAUUUAGGUCAUGUUUGGUUGGGGAUAACGAUUUUUUUUAUAAAUGGAAUGGAAACCAUCGCGGCUGGUCGUUUGAUUUG
This is a messenger RNA of Cuscuta campestris, 1156 nucleotides long. Lineage: Eukaryota; Viridiplantae; Streptophyta; Magnoliopsida; Solanales; Convolvulaceae. The record is from the annotation of a GenBank genome assembly.